Molecule: messenger RNA, 1137 nt
Organism: Caenorhabditis auriculariae
Lineage: Eukaryota; Metazoa; Nematoda; Chromadorea; Rhabditida; Rhabditidae
Source: the annotation of a GenBank genome assembly
AUGUUCAAGGCUUCUACUUUCGUCGCCUUUCUUGUCUUCGUUUCUUUUGCUUCCGCUUUGGAUGAUGAGCAACGUGAGUUUCAGUACUGAUCCGCUAAAAAAAUUCAACUUGCCUACCUCAUUCGGAAGAGUUUUGAAAACACAUAAUGUUAGAAUUUUAAUGAAAUUUGGCUUGUUGAUAUGCUCAGAUACUCCAAAGUGGUAACGAUAGGGGCAAUCUCAUGGGGCUCUUGGGUCCCCUCUAGGGACAACCUUACUUCCGGAGCCAUGAAAGCAUGCAAAACUGGUACCUUUAGGGGCUUAGAGACCACCUAAAUUUUACUUUUGUAAAGGUUUUUUUUUGUACCUUUUUAGUGCUGUUUUCCCCUAAGCGCAAGAGGGACCGCUCUGAAGUACCCAAGUAAAUUUUUAAAAAUCCGAGUAUAAGAACCCUUGUGGGUAUAAGAGCUCAAACGUAUUUGAAUCAAAAACUUUAUUUAGAGCCCGAGAAUAAGCAGUUUUUCAUCCAAUAAUCUUGUCAAAAGUAAAUUAGGUAUAUCUGAAAAACCAUAAAAAAUAAUUAUUUCAGAAGCCGUUGUCCAAGCGAUGAAAGACGCCGCCCUUUCUGACGCCGCGAUUCAAGGUCUCAGCAAAAUCGGAGCUCAACAUGAGGUACGAAAAACGAAAAAGCUCAACUAUUUUUUUUUCAGGACGCCAUGAAAGACCUUCAAGCGCACCCGGAAAAUUCGAUCGAAGCCAUCAAAUCGCUCAACGACGACAUCAACGACUUCAUGUCAUCUGCUACGGAAUCCGAUCGGACUGCCUGGAAGGCCUUUGAAGCCAAGAUGGCGAGCAACACCGGCGAGGUCUUCAACAAGGCCAUGAGAGACGCCGGUAUUUCCGAGCCCACGAUCGCCGAACUCACCAAGAUUGGUCAACAGCAUGCGGUAUUUCUUCUAGAAAAUUUUUGAUCUAGAAUCUAUUUAGGGUGCCCUGAACUCCGCCCAAGGAAAUGCUGAAGCGACAAAAGCCGCCUUCGAAGCUUUGAAUGCUGAUAUCCAGAAAUACAUCGUCACGACUUCCGCGGAAGACCAGGCCGCGUGGAAACAAUACGAACAAAAGCUCAAGACUGCCUUUGGAAUCAAACAGGCUAACUAA